Messenger RNA from Leguminivora glycinivorella, 361 nucleotides. RefSeq names its product leech-derived tryptase inhibitor C-like. The transcript has 3 exons. The record is from RefSeq and is a predicted model, not a curated record. NCBI's taxonomy places the organism in Eukaryota, Metazoa, Arthropoda, Insecta, Lepidoptera, Tortricidae. Bases 87 to 296 code for a protein of 69 amino acids. Gene Ontology annotation, molecular function: protein binding.
CGACAUUAGUUUAGCUGUAUCAUAGUUAGCAACGUCUUUGAAAAAUACAUUUAUAAAUAAUAUUAAUUUAUUUUUUUGUUGCUACCAUGAAAUUAAUUUAUCUAAUUGUCUUCAUUGCCAGUCUGGCGGCCAUCUUUGUUUACGCAGAAGCCAGUUGCCAGUGUCCCCAAGAUUACCUACCAGUUUGCUCAGCCAGCAACCGCACUUAUAGCAAUAAUUGUUCGCGAGGUUGUGCCGGUGACCCGUACGCUCAUGCCGGCACAUGCGACGGAUCUGGAGGUUACUCCGAUUACUAAACACAUUUUUUUUAUACAAGGUGCUCGCGAGGAACCCGCAUAACUUGAACCACGCGUUUCUGAGG